AUGGUUUACUUUUACGACCAUCCAGCUCAUUCGGUCUUUGCCCGAAAGACAAACGACGACAAGAGUCAAGUAAAGCCUUUUCAGGACUCUAACGACAAUAGAACUCUACUGGACGGAAAAUACGAGGCUGUUUCUCCACUGAACUAUACCGGUCCCAAUAUUAGUACUUUGUCAAAGACUCAGACGGGUAAAGAUCAUGCAGGAUUCUCGUUGUUUAGGCCUAAAUCUCGUUUUACCCCUCCUCACACUUCGCACAAACGCACGGAGAACCUUCCCCAAUUAUCACUCCAACUUCCGAGUCUGAAAGACGAUGCAGAAUCUCUCGAACUUGGCGUUUUCGAAGUUGAUCUAGAGCCUCAAAGGAUUCUUGAUGACUCGGUCAUCGGUGCAAAGCUCCUAAGUCCUUUAGAAGCUCUCAUACUUGUUCGAGCCUGUGCCCAGAGUAUCACUGAGCGAGGCUUGGAAACCCUCGGAAUCAUGCACCCUCAUUGGCACUCCGCAUCGCCCGAUAUUCAACGAAAGCUCAUCUCGCUCUUUAUUCAUUCAUUGGCUCCCAAAAGCCGCAUGUCUCCGACGCCUGCUGCUGCUGCAUCUGCCUUUGAUGCCGAGCUUGAGUACACCCGCUCUCCUCACGACGUUGCAGCUGUCCUCCGUUGGGGCCUUCGCCACCUUGUGCUUGAGAAUAACUCUUUCGGCAAGGAUGUCUCUGCACCUGAAUGGGCGUGGUACAAGUCCUUUUUCGAUGCUGAAAAAGGGGCGUCGUACCCACCCAAGAGUUUCACCGAGUUGCUUCUCCCUAAGCUUCCUCCAGUGCACAUCGAGUUGCUCCUUGCAACUAUUGACAUCAUAUCCGCAUUAGCUUCGCAUGCUGAAGCGAACAGCAUCUCUGGUAGCAAACUUUCCAAGGUUUUGGGUUUAUGGUUGCUUACCGCGACGAGGACUGAGCAAACCGACAACUGGACCACCUUUUAUGCUCGAUGGGAACGCGCUGGUAGGAUUUUGGAGCAUCUAUUCCUUGCACGAAUCAGGGAGGAGAGCUUCAAAUCUCGACUACCUACCCGACUUCAGGAACUUGUCAAGCACUAUCCAUAUUCGAGGGGCUCACACGGCGUUGAAGAGGAUCUUCUUCCCCAUCCUCGCUUCUCUACGCGGAGCUCCAGUGUCUUAUUCGUGCGCAUAGAGGUCCUUCUGUCACAGUCUGCACCACAGCCUAAGCCAUCGCCCGUUCGCUUGCUCUUAGAUGCAUUCAACUUAUCUUCUGAAGGUGAAACCUCUGAGCACGUUGAGUUGUGGAACGCACUCAAGACUGCCGCCGCGGAAGUUACCUCUACAUCCUCUGGUACUCAAGAUGGCCCACAGUUCGGUCGGGUAUUUGUGGAUGAGACGAUCCACCUCCUCGCGUCCACAUCUCGUAACGCCUCUUCUCCAACCAUGUCCCCGACAAUUGAAGUUGCAUCGCCCGUGCCCAGACGCUCUUCGCCCUUUGGCAAGAUUCUCGAUCGUAGUAAGGACAAAGCUGCCCACGAAAACGGUAACGGUAACGGGAACAGCGCAACGUCCCCCAUCUCGUCUGUUUCCUCGCCAAUCAUAAGCGAUUGGGCACAGUUCUCCACUAGCGGCUUCGGUGAAACGACUGCAGUCACACCCCUCGCUGCAACUCUCCUCGAUACAGACAAGGAUGUUGAGAUUACGGAACCGCUCUUGUCCUUUAAGUCGGGAAAGAAAUGGGGAAGGUCACGCUCGAGACAGCGCUCUGCUGACUCCCCAUGCGAGACGAGCGCCAAAGAGCCCGCGGUACUCAGCACCAAGCUUGCUAGUGUCCACAUGACGCAAGUCGACGAGGCCUUCAUUGAUUUCUGGUCCGACGCCAUCACAGACCCAAUCACAGCGAACUGGCCCUCAUUUGUCAUCUGUGGGCUGAAGCCGCUGCCUGCGAAAGAAGCUGUCAGUUGGCUCAUCGUCGAGCAGGUAUAUGUACGCCAGCAGCCCCCGCAGCCCUCCCCUGCAUCACCCGAGCGCCGUGGUCGCACGUCGCCCCGCCCUUCGCUCCGCUCAGAAAUUUCUGGCACGUUUGCUGCUACGAGAAAGCGAUUCAGCUUUUUAGGUGGGGGCAAUAAGACGGCUUUGACGGGCAAGCAGGGUAUAAUGAGACAGUCGUCAAAGGUUGGCGAGCUUGGUGAGAUGGUGUCUCCUGAGGAGGAGAGAUCUACGACGCCGACGGCUGUGACGAGUAUGAGCAAGGGACUCGAUAUCGCUGCCACUGCCACAGUUUGUGCAGUCGCCGCAGAGGCUGUUCAAUCGCCUGCACCCGCAGAAUCUAUCUUGCAGCCUCAGCAGGAUGAACAAGCAGUGGUCGAAGAAGCUAACAAUGUUCUCGACGAGGAAACCCCUGGGACUGGCGAGUCCGUCGCGCCCGCAACCAUCCCUGAUGAAUCUGUUCCAGAGUCUGAGGGUACACUUGUCGAGGAAUCUGUGUUGCAGCCCGAGCCUACAGACAGCGAGCCUACAGAUAGCGAGACUCCCGUUGUUGGAACUCCUGAAUACGCUUCGGUUGCUGAAACCGCUGAGGCCCACGUUCCGGAAGAACCUUCUGUUGAAUCCACUGAGACAGUUGAGCCCGCACCAUCUGCCGCCGAGUCAAAGCCCGUCGAACAUACCAAUGGUGCAGCAUCUGUGGAACCGCCAUCGUCUGCCGAUGAGCAGGACAAUGUGGACGUCCCGGAGGAGCAUCUAUCAAAUUAA
Molecule: messenger RNA, 2742 nt
Organism: Suillus bovinus
Lineage: Eukaryota; Fungi; Basidiomycota; Agaricomycetes; Boletales; Suillaceae
Exons: 4
Coding region: 1-2742 (913 amino acids)
Source: RefSeq, a predicted model, not a curated record